UGGCGCCCCUCCUAAUUGGGUAUUAAUGCGUGUGUGAAUUGCCUACUCGCACGGUCUCUAUCGCAGCUUAGCAUAAAUAGGAGCCUCUUCUUCUUCAACGUCCUUGUACUCUCGACUUUUUCCACACCCUUGCAAUGCGCUCUUCAUCACCAACCUGUCUUUAUCUCCUCAUUUUGCCAACCUAGGCGGUGUUCUUGCGCUUCCUGCCUCGUCGCCUACACCCUCUGGCUUGCCUAGGGCUUCUCGCGUUGCGGCUUGUUCCGAUCACGACUGUUCAAGUUCACAACCGACCUGGAGGACAGCCUCAACAUCACGAACCCGGCAGCGGACAACAUGGCUGAACAGUCCAGCAACCGGCGAUGGGACGACCCUCCCGAAGAAGAAGAGCCAACCGCCACGCCUGACACCAAAACCACGCUCACCUUCGUCGACACUUUCACCAUGCGCUCGCCCUACUCCGCCAACGAAAUUAGGCACCUCUGCUUCACGCCGUCCGGCUCGCACCUUCUCGCGGCCGUAGGAAAGGGUGAUGCGAAGCUUGCGUUGGCCCUGUGGUCAGCCGACAAGGGUACGGCGAUGCCUCGAAACAACGCGGCGGUUGGGGGUAAGGCGGGUGGGUUUGCCCUCAUGCCCAUGGCCGGGCCGGGUGCCAUCGUUGCGUGCCCGUACCGGUAAGCAAGCUUGCUGACCCCUGGUAGUAUUCGGGCUUGGAGGUGUGGGACUUUUGCGAUGCUGUGAAGAGCCAGCGGCUGCUCAAGCAAGACGACAUC
Messenger RNA from Canariomyces notabilis, 770 nucleotides. RefSeq lists its product as uncharacterized. Bases 334 to 675 code for a protein of 113 amino acids. The record is from RefSeq and is a predicted model, not a curated record. Lineage: Eukaryota; Fungi; Ascomycota; Sordariomycetes; Sordariales; Chaetomiaceae. The transcript has 2 exons.